AUGGCGAUUGAUCCGAUUGAGACUAAUCUGCCAUCCAUUCCGGAGUUUAAAUAUUCAUUAGGACGCUGCCUGCAGGUACACAUCGAAACGGACAAGAAGCAAUUGAACAUCAGCAUCGACUGUUUAAACGAUCGUAUAAUUCAUACCUAUUCGCGAAAGAUUUACGCCUCAACCGCAUACGUACUUCAUGAAUUUUCAAACAAUACACAAGGGAAUCGAACAUUCGAGCUGUUUAUGUGUUUGUCCAACCCUCACCGUCAAUACUGGCUAGUUGUGAAUCGGGAGCCAAAGUUUCUCGAUGCACUGACGGUAUCCUGGACCCAGUUAACAUUCUACGAAGAGUGUGCGUGUAAUUUUCGGCUGGUGUAUAACAUUCUUUACACAAACCCUCCUGCCAGGCUGAAGUACCCCAGGAAAGCUGCACCGUACAGCUGGAAAACGAAAUCAUAUUUGAUGGUAACGGGAGUAGUCAUCUGUCUUUUAAUUGUAUUACUGCUGUGUGUUAUUUGCUCUUUCUUUUAA
Anopheles maculipalpis is the source of this 522-nucleotide messenger RNA. RefSeq lists its product as uncharacterized. The record is from RefSeq and is a predicted model, not a curated record. Lineage: Eukaryota; Metazoa; Arthropoda; Insecta; Diptera; Culicidae. Bases 1 to 522 code for a protein of 173 amino acids. The transcript has a single exon.